AUGGGCAACACUAUGAAGAAAACUCCAAAAGCUGCCAAGAUUGCCAAGGAAACUACCAUUCGUGUCUUACAAUGGAAUAUUCUGGCAGAUGGUUUGGGACAAGAUGGGUUUCUAUCCACCGAGUUUGUUCCCAUUCGAGAGUCCUCCGCUGCUACUGCCAACGGAUAUGAAGCCAUUCAAUUCAUGCAAAUGGUACGAGAGGCCAAAGUGGACGAUGCCAAAAGCGGCGCUAUUCAAGCUAUGAACGAUCUGAAAAAGGCAGAAAAGAAACUGAAGAAACUUAAAGAUGGGUCUUCUGCAGACGUGGCAAAACUGAAGCAAGAAAUUGCCUCCAUGAAGGACACGGUUUCCAAAUCCAAAUUGGUCAAUCUAAAACAGAAGUUCGAACAUUCUCCCGAAUUGGAAAGGGUGAAUGCUGAAACUCUAGAUUGGAACGUUCGUUACAGCCGUAUCAAAGCACUUUUGCUUCGAGCCGAUCCAGAUAUCAUCACCUUUCAAGAAAUGGAUCACUUGAAGCAAUUUUUGGACGAUGGGACCUUUUCUUCCAAAUAUACUUGCUUGUUAGACGCUCAAGGCAGAUAUCGACCUCCUUUCUACAACAGCGACGAUACAUCCAAGGAUUCCCGCCGGUCAGAGAACUACAUGAAGCAGUUGAUUCAAUCCCAGGCUGCCUUUUGCCCCAAGUCAUAUUCCCAUGCUUACAAUUUUCGAAAGAAACGAUCUCGACCAGGAGCCAAGGAUUUGGAUGAUGACGGGGUGGCUGUCUUUUGGAAAAAGGACAAGUUUGAGGCAACCGAGUUGGGAUACUUGGAAUACCCUCCCAAAGAGGGAGACUCUAAGAAAGAGGGAGCACUAGCAGUCACUCUGUACCACAAGACAUCCAAGCAAUCGAUCAAUGUUUUGACCGCACAUUUGCCAUCGGGGGACGACGUGGCCAAGGAACAAGAACGGUUGAGCGUUCUCAAGAAUCCAACAGCCAUGUGUGUAGCCCAAAGGCUUUGCCGGCAAGGCAAUGGAGAAUGGAAGCAAGUCCCCUAUGAAGCAAACUACAAGUUUGACGGACUUCUUGCCUUUAUCCAAUAUUACACGCAACAGGAUGCUAAACAAACGAGUCCCCGAACCAUAUUUGCGUUGGAUACCAAUUCUCGACCGACCUUUCCGCUCACAGAUGCGUCCUCCGCUACGAAAGGAGAAAAGACGAAUGUCUGGAAUUCCAUUCGACAAGGGUCCAACCUUGAAAGUAUAUGGGUGCAAACUUCCUUUUUGGAUUCAAAUGGCAAGGCCACCAAUCCUCAGUAUCCCUUUGUAGCCACUGUCAACAAAAUGAGAGGACCCUCUUCGGACCAACCAUCCAAGAUUGGUGAACAUCAACUCGAACUGAUUGAUCAUAUUUUCACCAAUGCCCGCAAUUCGCACGUGGUCAAAGAUGUCCAGAUUAGUGAAACCGAGAUAAUACCACUGGCACCAUUGCAAUAUGCCUCGAAAGAAGGUAAGGCCGAAGUCAGUCUGAAUCCAUCCAUGUCCAUGCCCAGUGAUCAUCUUCCCGUAGUCGUGGAUAUUGCAUUGUAA
Cylindrotheca closterium is the source of this 1569-nucleotide messenger RNA. The record is from the annotation of a GenBank genome assembly. NCBI's taxonomy places the organism in Eukaryota, Bacillariophyta, Bacillariophyceae, Bacillariales, Bacillariaceae.